CAGCGCCGCGCCUGCGCAGAAGGGCUGGCGGGCGGGGGCGCUCAGGGCACCUGGUCGGCGAGUUCCCGGCCGGAGUUUUUUGAGACACAUCACGCUCCUCUACGAUUUGCGAGUUGCUUUUGUCUGAGGUCUUAUUUAUUUCUUUUAAUCUCAUAAGGCUCCCUGCUGUGCAGCACCUACCUAGAUCUGAACAGUUUUUUAAGAGAGAAAAAAAGAAAAAAGGACUCACAUGGACCACAUGCUGUGUUUAGUCGCUCAGUCGUGUCGGAUUUUUUGUGACCCCAUGGACUGUAGCUCGCCAGGCUCAUCUCUCCAUGGGGAUUCUCCAGGCAAGAAGACUGGAGUGGGUUGUAAUGCCUUCCUCCAGGGGAUCUUCCAACCCACGGAUCGAACCCAGGUCUCCCGCAUUGCAGGUGGAUUCUUUACCGACUGAGCCAUCAGGGAAGCCCAAGAAUACUCGAAUCCCUUCCCUAAGGGAUCUUCAGGACCCAGGAAUCAAACCAGGUCCCCUGUGGAUGAUACAUUGUGAGCAGUGUAUUUUGUUCCAUUGUGUGGUUAACGAUAUUGUUAUUUGCUUCAAGGUGUAUCUCCAUGAAUAACUUAAAUGACCCCCCAAAUUGGAAUAUCCGGCCCAAUUCCAGGGCUGAUGGAGGUGAUGGAAGCAGAUGGAAUUAUGCCCUGUUGGUUCCAAUGCUGGGACUAGCUGCUUUUCGCUGGAUUUGGUCUCGGGAGUCGAGAAAAGAAAUAGAAAAGGAGAGAGAAGCGUACCGUCAGAGGACGGUUGCCUUCCAGCAGGACCUUGAAGCCAGGUACCAUGCCACAAUUGCAGAAAGCCGGCGGGCCGUGGCACACUUGUCCCUGGAACUUGAAAAGGAGCAGAACAGAACAACUAGUUACCGAGAAGCCCUCAUCUCUCAGGGGCGCAAGUUGGUGGAAGAGAAGAAACUUCUGGAACAGGAGCGGGCUCAGGUCCUGCAGGAGAGGAGGCAGCCCUUGCGGAGUGCGUACCUGCACUGCCUGGGCCAGGAGGAGGACUGGCAGCGCAGGGCCAGGCUCCUGCUGAGCGAGUUCGAGGCCGCGCUCACCGAGAGACAGAGCAUCUACUGCAGCCUGGUGCUCCCCCGCCGCAGGCGGCUCGAGCUCGAGAAGAGCUUGCUGGUCCGCGCGUCCACUGACCCAGUGGCCGCAGACCUCGAGAUGGCAGCUGGCCUCACUGACAUAUUUAAGCAUGAUAGGCACUGUGGUGACGUCUGGAACACCAACAGGCGCCAAAACGGGAGGCUCAUGUGGCUGUAUCUCAGAUACUGGGAACUAGUCGUUGAACUGAAGAAGUUCAAGCAGGUAGAGAAAGCCAUACUGGAAAAGUAAGACAGGAGUGAACGGCUCCAGGUCAGAGUCAUGGGUUGUGGGUUUUCCGAUGUUCGCUGCUCCUCCUGCCAGCGCUCCCUAGUUGUGACUGUGCAUGCACACCGCCACCUCUUAGCAGUGGCCAUUCCCAUCACCCUCAGGAGGACAGCAAGGCCUCUGUCCCCUGCAGCAGCUAAGAACACAGUCUCAGAAGCAGGUCAAUAUUUUAUUAAGCAGGACAGGAUAACCUCAUAGCUUUAGAGUAAAAUUGUUUUUAAGAAUGUCAAAUACAGUGUUCACCCUAUAAGUCAUUCUGUCACUUCCUAAAUAAGUUCUGUUUUCUCCUCAAAUUAUUUUUCUCUCUCCUAAAACUACAGUUAAAAGUUGUCAGAUAGCGGUGAGGACUGCCUCACAGAUGGGAACAGACAGUGGUGACGCCAGCAAGGUUUCGUGGUCUGAAUCCCAUCAGUGUUUCUGCUUUCCACUUGAUAACCCUUGUGGGUGUUUGGAGUUUGCUGUGCCUGUAUUCAGUAAGCAGAUACUGUUUAUUUAGGUUGGUGCAAAGGUAAUUGUGGUUUUGCAUUGUUGAAUUUUGCCAUUUGAUAUUGAAAUAAAUUCUUAAAUAAAUGAAGUUAUGUUUUGAAAGUGCAA
Molecule: messenger RNA, 1998 nt
Organism: Dama dama (fallow deer)
Lineage: Eukaryota; Metazoa; Chordata; Mammalia; Artiodactyla; Cervidae
Gene: CCDC127
Product: coiled-coil domain containing 127
Exons: 3
Coding region: 592-1368 (258 amino acids)
Source: RefSeq, a predicted model, not a curated record